Molecule: messenger RNA, 1027 nt
Organism: Suillus discolor
Lineage: Eukaryota; Fungi; Basidiomycota; Agaricomycetes; Boletales; Suillaceae
Exons: 1
Coding region: 88-876 (262 amino acids)
Source: RefSeq, a predicted model, not a curated record
GAAUUUGAUUGGCUCGUUGAUUACUUGGCGGGUGACGCAAACACAGACGAUAAAACACGAGGUGACGCUUUGCUUGCGCUGAGCGCCAUGCAGGGACUAGGGAGCCCUACCAAGCAAUCGUCCUAUAUCAACUCGCUUAUCCGCUGUAUGGGCUCCAGCAGACCUCCCCGAGUCCGGCACACCGCGCUUAGAGCUGUCUUUGAAGCUCGAGAAGAGCUAGCUUCUAUAACAAGUGCCUCGAUGCCAGAGGGUGUUGAUGCAUAUAUCCUAGAUGAGCUUUCUCGCGCUGUUUUAACUGCUGUACGUCCAAAUGACGACGAGACGAUUCGCAACAAUGGACACGACGCCUCUUUCCACGAAGAUCGAGACUAUUGCUACAUCCGCUUCAUCUAUACUCUGACAAAGAAUGACGAGUGGUGUCAACGUCUAGUCCGUGAUGGCCAUCUCGACCGUUGUAUUUCUCUAGUUGACGGAGUGCCUCGAAAAGGCCAUUCGGACGUCGGAUUCUACCUUAUGAUCAUUUGGAGCAUCGAGUCCUUGCGCAAGGAUCUUCCCUUCAGUCCUGCUGGGGAGAGAUGGCGGCGACUCCUCAAGAACCAAUGGAACUCGACGACAUCUCGCGUAUUGGAAGCUAGCUAUGUCGAUAAAAUACCAGCCUUCGUGACAACAACGAGGCUGAAUUUGACAGUCUCGGGUGUUCCGAGAGAGUGGUUCACAGAUCUCACUGCAGAUGUGCAUAGGACUUUGGAAAAUUUGGUACAGAGCCAAGCGGUCCAUGUGGAAGAUGGUGUAGCUCAGGCUACCGUGGACGCUGCAUUAUUUUCUCUCCAGGGCUUGUACAACGACCUGUGUCGUAUUAUUAAGGAAUACCCGUAAAGGGACGGUGGAACUUCGAGGUAUUGAUGGAUACCAUCAGUAGUGAGGUACUUUCAUCCAUUUGUUAUGCACGUCGCAGUUCGUUCCUGUAGUUAGAUUCACCGCCUUUGUAUUGACACGUGAUAGGAAAACUAAUGUUUGGAUGAAGAAA